Neopelma chrysocephalum (saffron-crested tyrant-manakin) is the source of this 3884-nucleotide messenger RNA. RefSeq names its product kelch like family member 35 (gene KLHL35). The transcript is spliced from 8 exons. NCBI's taxonomy places the organism in Eukaryota, Metazoa, Chordata, Aves, Passeriformes, Pipridae. Bases 1 to 1788 code for a protein of 595 amino acids. Gene Ontology annotation, molecular function: protein binding. The record is from RefSeq and is a predicted model, not a curated record.
AUGCCCCUGAUGGCUUGGAAACGUGUGUGGGUCAGGGAGAAGCGUGGGGAUAUCCAUCGAUUCUUCCUGCUCGGCCGGGACCGCGUGUGUCAGCAGGACGCGGAGUGUGCCGAGCUCUCGCUGUGCAGUGGGUCCUGCCACGCCGAGCAGAUCCUGCAGACCCUCAACUCCUACCGGCACAGCGGCACCUUCACCGACGUGGUGCUGCUGAUCGAUGGGCAGGAGUUCCCCUGCCACCGUGCCACCCUCUCAGCCAACAGCACCUACUUCAGGGCCAUGUUUGGCGGCGACCUCAAGGAAGGCCACCAGGACAUCGUCAACAUCCAGAAGAUCUCUGCCUCCACCAUGUCCCUCCUCCUGGAUUACAUGUACGGGGGGAACAUCAUCAUCCAGGAGGACAACGUCGAGGGCAUCCUGGAGCUGUCUGACCUGCUGCAGAUCUCCAAGCUCAGGGAUGCCUGCGUCACCUUCCUGGAGGGCCAGCUGCACCCGUGCAACUGCCUGGGCAUCAUGAAGUUCGCCGACUCCUUCUCCAUCGCGUCCCUGACGGAGAAGAGCAGGAGGUUCCUGCUGGAGUGUUUCGUGGAGGUGUCGUGCCACGAGGAGUUCCUGGAGAUGGGGGUGAAGGAGCUGGUGGGGUACCUGAGCGACGAGCAGCUGGUGGUGCCCAGGGAGGAGGUGGUGUUCGAGGCGGUGAUGCGCUGGGUGCGCCACGACGCGCCCGCCAGGAAGGGGCUCCUGAGGGAGCUCCUGGAGCACGUGCGCCUGCCCCUGCUCAGCCCCACCUACUUCCUGGAGAAGGUGGAGAUGGACGGGCUCAUCCAGGACUCCAAGGAAUGCAUUCCCCUCCUGCACGAGGCCCGCAAGUGCUACAUCCUGGGGAACGAGGUCGGCUCCCUGCGCUCCAGGCCCCGCAGGUUCAUGGAGCUGGCAGAGGUCAUCGUGGUCAUUGGGGGCUGUGACAAGAAGGGCCUCCUGAAGCUGCCCUUCACUGACCUGUACCACCCCAAGAGCAGGCAGUGGACAGCCCUCUCCAGCGUGCCCGGGUACACCAAGUCAGAGUUUGCUGCCUGCACCCUGAAGAACGACGUGUACAUCUCAGGAGGACACAUCAGCAGCAGCGAUGUCUGGGUGCUGAGCUCCCAGCUGAAUGUCUGGAUCAAGGUGGCUUGUCUGCAGAAGGGCCGCUGGAGGCACAAGAUGGCAACGCUCCAGGGCAAGAUCUACGCCGUGGGGGGCUUCGAUGGCUUUUACCGCCUCUCCAGCGUGGAGUGCUACGACACCUUCUCCAACAGCUGGUCCAGCCUGGCCCCGCUGCCCCAGGCCGUGAGCUCGGCCGCCGUGGUCUCCUGCCUCAACAGGCUCUACGUGCUGGGAGGGGCUGUGGACGACACCUCCAACACGGACAAGGUCCAGUGUUACGAUCCAGAGGAUGACAAGUGGACGCUCUUGUCUCCCACCCCGUUUUACCAGAGGUGCAUCAGUGCUGUCUGCUUGGACAACAUCAUUUACGUUGUGGGUGGACUCCUCAGCAAGAUCUUCAGCUAUGAUCCCAGGAAGGACAGCUGGAGAGAAGUGGCCGCCCUCCCUGGGCCUCUGGAGAGCUGUGGCCUGACGGUGUGUGGAGGGAAGAUCUACAUCCUGGGUGGCCGGGACGAGACCGGGGAGGGCACGGACAAGGCGUUCACCUUCGACCCGGCGACGGGGCUGGUGGAGCCGCAGCCGCCGCUGCAGCGCUGCACCAGCUACCACGGCUGUGUGACCAUCCUGCAGCGCAGGGACAGGUGACCACGGGGCUCCCCUGCGCCCAGAGCCUCCCCUGGAGCCGCCCAGCACGUGGCAACAGCAGCCCCUGCAGAGGAGGUGCUCCCCCAAGCCCCCGGGGCAGCCUCGGGUUUGUUUUUUCCCGGCCUCGCGACGGGUGCCGAAGGAUUUGAUGCUGAUCCAGGUGAGAGGAUGGAAGGGUCCUGGGCUGCGUGAAGCUGCAUCACAGACCUUGCCACUGCAACCCCUGGGACUGCUGGAUUUGACCUUUGCUUAGGUUUUUCCUGGCUGUAGAUGAAAAUCUUCUGCUGGAUUUGCUGUCCUGAAAGGAUGUGUGUUUGCUGCUCCCUGAUGCCCAGAACUGCUGCUGUAACAGUUACAGCUCCAGGAUCCAAUCCUUUGGCUAAAAGCUGUCAGGUAUCUGUGCAUUUAUUACAGAACCCCGUGCCAAACCCCAGUGGGGACCUAAAUGCUCCUUAACAUCCUCGAACGGAGAGCUGGGAUUGGGACUUCAAAGUUGAUGAUCCCAAGAAAAUCACUCCACUAAAUCCCAAAUAGUUCCAGCUCUGACUCUGCACAGUCUGUGUGAAGGUCUGUGCCCCCAAAGCACAGAGUGCUGUCUCUUUUCAUGCCUGUUUUGUGGUUGGACUGCUGUGUCUCUCUCACUGAGUGGACAAGUGAAUCCUGCAGCCAAGAGUUCCUUCUUCAGAGAGGAGAAGGAGGGGGAAUAUUAAGGUGUAGGAAUUAAGCAUGAAGACCUGAAGCAUGGUAACCACAGAACUGUCUCAUUUUGGCUCUGGAGUACGUAGCAAAUCUUAAAUAAACUCCAUAUUUGCCAGCCUGGGGUCCCUGGGAGCCUGAGUGUGCAGCUCGUUUGGAGGAUGUUUGAUCACACACCCUGCGUUGCUCCAAGCUGCCCUCAGGUCUGGAAAUGACCCUGAGCAUGUUUGAUUUGGUAGGAUAACCGUAGUUUUUGGUGUUGGUGUCUUUAGUCCGUGCCUGGAACUGGUGAUUCCUGGUGGCUCCAUGUAAAUGCUCACAUUGUUCAAUUAGGGGCUGAACUGCUGCCAAAUGUAGAGUGAGGGCUCUUAAAAACACCCCCUACCUUGGGCACUGUGGGGUGCACCCCUCCACAGCAGGCUGCUGGCUGGCUGCUGUGCUCUCUGCACCUUCCUUUCCUCAUCCCAGUUCUUCCUGAAGCAGAGGAAAUGACUGUGGCCAGCUAUUCCCCUUCGGUUGUCCCAAACCUGCUGGUUCUGCCUGCUCCCCCCUGUGCUCACCACUAAACCAAGUCCUCAAGGGCCACAUCCACGUGUUUUCUGAACGCUCCCAGGGGUGGUGACUCCACCACUUCCCUGGGCAGCCCCUUACAAUGCUUCAAAACCCUUCCCAUGACAUGUUUUUUCCCCCUAAUAUCUAAUCUAAGCUUCUCCUGGCACAACUUGAGGCUGUUUCCUCGAGGAUUUCCUCAGAGGAGAUUCCACGCUGGUGUAGGUUAUUCCCACGAGGAGAGAAAAGGAAAUUCCUGCUGGUAAAAGGCAAUUUUAUUUGCAAUCAGAUUGCAUCCACAUUUGGGUCUUUAAGGGGAACGGAGAUUCCAAGAGGAUGAGCCUGCCCAGGGCAGGCACCGAGCAAAAUCUGACCUGCUGAGGAGGCUGAGCACUGUGGGGAAUCCCUGGUAAAAGGGAUGGUCCCCAUGCCAAAGGUAAGCCUGAGGAAUGUGGAAUGGGGCUGGGAACACAGCUGAUCUUGCUUGGCUGCUGGUGGUUCUUUGUGCUCCUGCUCUUGAGCACAGGAAUAUAUUUGGACAUAGCAACAGCCUUGAAAGGAAAAAAGAGGAGUUUUCCAGUUGCAUUUCCAACUUCUCUCUCCACAGUCCUCCCUGAUUUUUCCUAAUGCCUCCUCCCGGGAGUGUCUUGCUGUACUUCCCACUUUAUUCCUGUAGGAUGAGCACACUCCAAAGGGUGGAAGAUGUCCCUGUCAGCUUUCCCACGUGCUUUUGCCACGUGUGGUGUGUUGCCAUAGGUGGGACGCGGUGCUGGAAGUUGUGGCACAGACACUGAAACAUUUGCCUGCUAUUUAUUGUACCCCUGAAUUGUGUUUUGUAGGUGCAGUGGGUG